AGAUGACAACUUUGUUGCUAAUUUGACCACAUUACGUGUAACUAACUACACUUCAACCCAUUUCUAGGCUUUCCCCUAAUCUGGUUAGGGUUUCAUUUGGGCCAGCAUUGGAUCAGAGAGCAUAUUCUCCAUAUUCUUCCUCUCAUACAUUCAGUUUCCCAUUUACAGCACAUCUAUAACCAGACACACCAACCCCAAUUCAAAAAGUAACAAUCUUGAUCUACCCCAAGUCAAGAAAUCAUCAAUCAUGGCAACCUCUGAGAUUUUGCAGACAGAACAAGAUCUUCUCAUGAUGUCUUCCCUUUUUGAUGACCCCAAAGGACAAAAUGUGAAGUCCCGAGGGAUAGACAUCGAGAAAAAGAUCGAGUUUCUUGAAAGCUUGGCUGGAAAAGUCAGCAACAGAAGAUCACGCAGAUGGUUGAAUGAUCGUCUUUUAAUGGAACUUGUUCCUCGUUUAAAUGCAGAAGAAAUUAGGGGCUUGUUUGCCCCACCACCUUUUGGUGAUGAUGUGCCACUCUCGGUAUUUUGCAUGACAAAUGUGGAGGAGUGGGACAAAUUCAGGAAUAUAGACAUUGAUAAAGAGGCUACCAUAAUGGAUGCUCUUGAAGGCAAAAGAUCGAAGCGAAAGAGUUGUGUGGAUAAUGAUAAGGUUGCAGUGUUGACUGCAUGGCAUAGAGUGGAUUGUCGAACAAGAGAUGCACUUCGGCGCAACUUUCUCCCUGAAUUGGUCAACAACUAUGAGCAAUGUGUACGAGCAUUUGUGAAUGAGAGUGGUGAAAAUGUGCUGGUGCUACGCAUUCAAGACCCCUUCCAGCGGUUAUUGCUGCAUGGUGUUUGUGAGGUGGAUGCCUUCACUGAUACAGCAUUCAAAGGGAAUCCAGCAGCUGUUUGCUUAUUGGAGGAAGAGAAAGAUGAUAAAUGGUUACAAUCUGUUGCUGCUGAGUUCAAUAUCUCCGAAACUUGUUAUCUCACUCCGCUGAAUGAACCCACAAAUACAAAUCCCAGAUUUGGCCUUCGUUGGUUCACUCCGGUUGCUGAGGUUGAACUAUGUGGGCAUGCAACAUUAGCAGCUGUACACUUUCUAUUUGCCUAUGGUCUUGUUAAAACUGAUACUAUUGAGUUUUCAACAAGAUCAGGAAUUUUAACUGCCAAAAGAGUACCAGAAGCCGUAGCUUCAAAUUCUCAGGACGAUUGGCCAACAGGUUACUCAAUUGAAUUGGAUUUUCCUGUUGUCCAAGUAACCGAGACCAAUUUUACUGAUGUUCCUGCAAUUUCAAAAAGCUUGAAUGGAGCAUCCGUGGUUGAGAUCAACGAGACAUCAAUGGGUGAUCAUUUUAUUUUGCUUCCAUCAGGGGAGGCAGUGGUCGAAUGCCAACCUCAGAUUGAUCUAAUACAAAAUUGCCCUGGCAGAGGAAUGAUCAUAACUGGACCUGCUCCACAGGGUUCCGGCUUUGAUUUCUAUAGCCGUUUCUUCUGCCCAAAGUUUGGAAUCAAUGAGGAUCCUGUUUGUGGAAGUGCUCAUUGUGCCUUGGCUUCUUAUUGGCGUAAAAAGCUUGGCAAAUGUGACUUUGUUGCUUUAGCGGCCUCACCUAGAGGUGGCGUCUUGAACCUGCAUCUAGACGAGGAGAAGCAGAGGGUAUUUCUGAGAGGGAAAGCUGUGGCAGUUAUGGAAGGUUCUCUUCUUGUUUAAUGUAGCGGUUGAAGUAUGUGUCCAAACUGUUUUAACUCUCUAAAUUGUCUACUUCACUAUGACUUGGAGAAAUCUUCUGUUUUUUAAGUUCCCAGUGUGUUUAAACAUGUAUCCUGAUGGACUUUAAUCUUCUGUUUCUUCUUCCCUUUGUCUCCAGUGUUAAUUCUGCGGAAUAAAAAUAAAAUUUGCUUUUAAAA
Messenger RNA from Solanum dulcamara, 1887 nucleotides. RefSeq lists its product as uncharacterized. Gene Ontology annotation, molecular function: isomerase activity; nucleic acid binding. The record is from RefSeq and is a predicted model, not a curated record. Gene Ontology annotation, cellular component: cytoplasm. Lineage: Eukaryota; Viridiplantae; Streptophyta; Magnoliopsida; Solanales; Solanaceae. The transcript has 11 exons. Gene Ontology annotation, biological process: biosynthetic process. Bases 248 to 1690 code for a protein of 480 amino acids.